GCCAUUUUAAAGCUAAAUAGUGAACAGCUAAAAUGUUUUCCUUAGUAUGAGUUACACCCUGUUCAUAAGCUGCAGGAUUCAGUGCAAAACAUUUUCUCUUCAAGGAUUUAUACUAAAAUAAGAUGAAUACCUCUGGAUUUAACUGCUUUAUUUCUAGUGUAUUACUUACUCUCUGUGCAGCUAAAGAAAAUGUUUCACCUUCACCGUCCUUGCAAUCUGCUGCACCAUCAUCUGUUCCUAUUCCAGUAAUGAAAAACUUUACUGAUUUAAGUCAAAUUUUCCAAAAUGUACAUCUAUAUCAAGCUAAUACAGAAGCACCAGAAGGAAGAACUACAACAACUAAUAAGCCAGAUACCAGUCCAGAUCUGAUGUACAGCAAACUGUCAUCUCUUUCACAUGAGACAUUACAGCCAUCACAGCUUCCACAAAGCUCAAAUUCAGACACUGAUGAAGACAGUAAGGAAGAUAAUAGCAUAAAUGACAAUAUUAAUAGAGAUAACAAACUAUCCAAAGACAACCAAGAAUCUCCAAAAGUAAGAAAUAUUGUCAAAGUGGAACCAUCCACCAGUCCAGUGCUGACUGUUAGUGAGCAAUGGGUCACACCUUAUGAAGAUACAGAUUUUGAAGCAUUCUUAGAGGAAAAUGAGUCCUCAGAUAUACGUGGAGAUAAUACACAAUCAGAUUUUAAUUCCAAUGCAAAACUAGGGAUGGAACCUUGGAAAAUUGGUCUCAUCUUUGCAGCUGCAUUCAUUGCAAUAGAAACUAUGGUCUUGGUUAUCUAUUGCUUUGUGUGUAGAAAACGAAGGAGAGCAAUUUUAGCAAAGAACCGUGAGCAAGAUAGUGAAGCUGGCGAUACAAUCAAUGUGGAGUCUAAUGAUAAUACUUUAACAGGCCAGGAAGGGACCAUUAAUGGGAGAGCAAUUUUAGCAAAGAACCGUGAGCAAGAUAUUGAAGCUUGCGAUACAAUCAAUGUGGAGUCUAAUGAUAAUACUUUAACAGGCCAGGAAGGGACAAUUAAUGGAGGACCGGGUCAACACGCUAUGGCCUGCACAUAUCAAUAUGAACAGCAAGAAGAUGAACAAAGACGAGGGGAUUUGAGUGAUGUAACUAUGGACAAAAGAUCUACAGAUGUAUAGUUGAAAUAUAUUCCUUUAUCUUUUCGCAGAAUCAAGACAGUAGAAACUUUUGCACUUCUGUUACUUGUACUUGAUAGAAGAUUUGGGCACCAAUAUUUAUCAGCUAACUUCAUGUUGUAUGUCGAGGAAUGAGUUGAUCCUCAAGAAAAGUACAAAAUUACAUUGUCAUCAAAACUUCUCUCUUGACCUUCUAAAGAAAAGGUGUACAGCAUUUUCAUGUUAAGGGACAUUUUGGAUAUUUACUUUCACUCCGCAAACCUUUAAAUAAAUUAUUUAUACUGUAAAAAUCAAAACAUAAGUGUAUUAUCAUAUAAAACAAUAAUAUAUAUAUAUAUAUAUAUAUAUACUGUAAAAAGCAAAACAAAAGGGUAUUAUCCUACAAAACACAUUUAAGAUAAGCACUUGUCAGCAAGUGCUGAAGUCAACAUAUACACCCAGACUAUUGGAUCUGUACAUAUAAAACCAGACUUUUGGAUUUGUGCAUAUAUACCCAGGCUAUUGGACCUGUACACAUACACACAGACUAUUGGAUCUGUACGUAUAAACCCAGACUAUUAGAUCUCCACAUAUACAUCCAGACUAUUUGAUCUGUACAUACACACUCAGGGCUCCAUGUACGAAGCAGCAAAAGCUGCUCCGGAGCCUUUGCGGGGCAGGUUCGCAUAUGUGAGCCUGCUUCCCGCAAUGUAAGAAGCAGCGGUCAUUAGACCGCUGCUUCCUACACCCUACGCCACCUCUUAGGUGGUGAAGCAAAAUCACAGAGAGCUUGCUCGCUCUCGGUGAUUGACAGCCCCUUCAGUCGCGUGAUUGGUCGUGCGACUGAAGGGGCGGGCAUUACACACUCCUCUGAGUGUGUAAUGGUACAUACGGGCAAGCGGAUCAAUAGAUCCGCUGCCUGUGUGUAGCGAAGGCGGGCGGACAGCUUCGCGAGUUAAGAAGCUGUCAGCCCGCCUCUUAGUACAUGAAGCCCUCAGACUAAAAUAUCUUAUCUGUAGAUAUACACCCAGAGAAUUAAAUCUGUAUGUGUAUACCCAGAGUAUUGGAUCAGUACAUAUACACCCAGACUACUGGAUAUGUACACACACCCAGACUAUUGAACCAGUACCUAUACACCCAAACUAUUGGAUCUGUACACACCAAGACUAUUGAACCAGUACCUAUACACCUAUACUAUUGGAUCAGUACAUAUACACCCAAACUAUUAGAUCUGUACAGAUACCAAGACUAUUGAACCAGUACCUAUACACCCAGAUUAUUGGACCAGUACCUAUACACCCAGACUAUUGGGUCAGUACAUAUACACCCAGACUAUUGGAUCUGUACAAACACACACCCAAACUAUUGAACCAGUAUCUAUACACCCAAACUAUUGGAUCUGAACACCCACACACACCAAGACUAUUGAACCAGUACCUAUACACCCAGACUAAUGGAUCUGUACAUAUACACCCAGACUACUGAAUCUGUACAUACACACUAAGACUAUUGGAUCUCUACACAUAAAACCAGAUUAUUGGAUCUGUAAACAUACACCCAGAUUAUUGGACCAAUACCUAUACACCCAGACCAGUGCUCCCUCUAAGGACAGUUUUAUGAGUGGCCUAGCAGUAAUUAGAUCAAUUAUCAAACACUACACAAUGCAGACUGCAAGAUAUGGUUGCCUUAUUAACUGUUUCACUGCUGGGCCACUCACAAAAGUUGCCUUAGAGGGAACACUAACCAAGACUAUUGGAUCUGUACAUAUACACCCAGACUAUUUAAUCUGUACAGUGAGGAAAAAAAUGAAGGAAUUGACUAGACACAUCCAGUGUUGCAUAGAGGUCAAGAUUUGCAAGGUGCUUAAACAACAUGCAAUAAGAACAUUUUCUGUUGUCUUCCAAGAGAUUAGCAUCACAGCAGAAACUGAAUGUUAUUAGAAUAGAUUAACAACGUGUUUGCUGCAUCUGUUUCCCAGUGAUAAAAACUCCACCCACCACUUCUCUUAUUGGAGGACGUAUGUUUGCAUAUGACUUAACUUGCCAUUAUCAUUGUGUUAACAAAAUCUUCAUUGUUUGGCUUCAGCAGAAAAGAUACAAAAGCAAUAAUUAGAGAUAUAUGACAAGGUAAGGCUUGUGAAGCCUGCCAUGUGCUCUUUCAGUCAUCACAAUUUGAAAUUUCAUAAUUAAAUUACAGGAAAAUGGGGCAACAUAAAUAAGAGUUGCAGAGAGUUUUACUAUGCAUAAAGAAACAUUUUAUAUUAAAAUGUCAGUGUUUACUGUCCCUUUUAAAGGGUCAGUACACUCAGGCAAGAGGCAGAUAUGAUUUAAAGUUGGUGCAGGAACACCCUUUGAAAAGGGCUGGAUCACUCCCACCCCCACUGGGAGCCUGAUUUCUUCUAAAGCCUCUUGUUUGCAUAGCUUUCCUGUAAUCAUAACUGAAGUAUUAAACAUUUUAAUAUAGGUGGAGGCUUCAACAGGAAACAAAUGCUAUUUCAAAUAGCAAAACAAAGUUAAAUGGAUCUGAAAACCUACAUUUUUCAUGAUUCAGAUAGAGCUUGUAAUUUUAAACAACUUACUAAUUUACAUCAAUUACCUCAUUUGCUUUUGUUCUCUUGCUAUCCAUUUUUUUAAAAGAGGCUCAGCAGCAGCAAAGCACUACUUGGGGCUAGCUGCUGAUUGGUGGCUGCACAUAUAUACCUCUUGUUAUUGGCUUACCUGGUGUGUUCAGCUAGCUCCCAAUAGUGUAUUGUUGCUCUUUCAAUAAAAUAUAUCAAAAGAACAAAGCAAAUUUAAUAAAAGAAGUAAACUGAAAAGCUGUUAAAAAUUGUAGGUUCCAUCUGAAUUAUGAAAGAAAAUGUUUGUGUUUCAUGUCCCUUUAAGGGUAAAAUAGAUAAUUGGGAAUAUAUUAAAAGGGAAAAACAUACAGUACAGAAAAACUUGCUCUAAAGUGAUUUUAAUAUGUACUGAUAUCAUGAUAUAUAUUUAAUAAGCAAUGGUGUUUGUAGAAUAAUAAUUGUACAGUAUUGUUUCCAUUUUGAUUGAUACUCCUGGUUCACAUUUUAUCUGUUUCAUUUUUCAUAUUUUCAUUGAAGUAUAAAAGUAAAUAUUAUAAAGUUUAAAUAAAAAGUGUGUUUUUUUUCUAUGAACAAAUCUUCUAUACAAGUUCUUUAUAAAAAAAAUAUGAGUUAUGUAUUUACCAGUAUUGCGACCAAUAAAUUAUACUUUUCUGUGAAUAUGACUUGUGAUUUACAGAAAUAUCCUUAAAGUAUGAUUUAUGUUCUUUGUUUUUUGUUCAUACCAUUAUUAACAGAAAAUUCCUUCAAAUGGGUUUGUAUAUAUAUGAACAUUUGUAUUUGUGUAUGUGUGUAUAUCUUAACUCUCUUGAGCUAUCAUAUAUUUAUUCAAUUUGACAAUUUGAUAAGUCGUUUUAAAAACUUAUUUUUUUCAUAAAUAUGAUAACUAUUUGUAAGUCAACAGUAUUAUAAAAAUAACAAAUAUCCUUCUAUUUUUAUUAUGUAAGGUCAUCAUCAUAUCUGAGAUAUGUUUGCAACCAUCAUAAAUAAAAUGUUGCCUAAAUUAUAAUAA
Molecule: messenger RNA, 4699 nt
Organism: Bombina bombina (fire-bellied toad)
Lineage: Eukaryota; Metazoa; Chordata; Amphibia; Anura; Bombinatoridae
Exons: 7
Coding region: 123-1136 (337 amino acids)
Source: RefSeq, a predicted model, not a curated record